GUACCAUAUCAUAUGAAAUCUCGCGAUAGGAUCGCACUCCGAUCACUACGUAAUGUGCCGUGCUGCUUCUGGCGGCGCUGGUGACAGUGCUGAAAGCUGUUGGGUAUGAAGUGAAACGGAACUGAAUUUUUUUUUUGUACCAUACGCAACUGCUUCUUCAAGUUCAGAUCACAACGAAGAAACAAAUUCAAGAGAAAAAUCCCGAAACGUACAGUCGCAACAACUCAAGGAAAGGAUCACUUCAAAGGAAAAUCUAGAAGCAACUAAACUAAGAAAACACCAAAGACACAAGAUACACACCUGCCCAAUCGAAACACACUCAAGAGAAGCAAUCCUUUGCCAACAUUGCAAAACCGUGAAGAUAACUGAUCUGAGACCAGAAGUUUGUGCCUACUCAACAGCUUUGACAAAGCACACGUCCCAACGCUACUCCCAGCCGCCCUCAUCCUCACCACCGACUCUACCCUGGGAACUUGUGCCAGAAACCUGUAACAAAUAAGUGUGUGAGAUCUGCAAAGGCGUUCAAGACGACCAGAAGUUUCAAGACUCCAAAUCAAGACAUCCAGAGGUGUAUCAUUGGGUGGUUGAGCAAAAAAAUAACAAAUCGAGGCAGUCAAGCAAACCAGUUAUCAAGUACAACAAAGGGGUGGAGUUUGGCUUGAGUUUAUGGAAAAAUAUGGGCAGCCCCUGGAAAGGCUUUGUUGAGUUUACCUUGCCCACGUCGCCACCUGCCGCGUUUAUUAGCGCUGACCUGAGCAGCACCUCCCCCAUCGGACUCAGCCUGUCACCAUACGGCCGAUCCUGUUUCCCAGUCCCGAUCCCACUGUUGGAUAUGGAGAGGGUGCACUCCGAACCCCCUUUGGCACGUAAUACUGCUCCUUCCACCUCUGCGGUGGCUAUCCCCCGCUCCUUCUCUGUCUCCCACAAAAAACACAAGCGGACCCCCCUGUAUCAGAGAUCAAUGAGUUUUGACCCUGGCAUGCUCCACAACAACGGGCACACGGCGUUUGCCAACGGCACGGCGGCGGGCAUCAGGGAGACUGGAGUGGUGGAGAAGCUGCUCACCUCCUACGGGUUCAUCCAGUGCUCGGAGCGGCAGGCGCGCCUUUUCUUUCACUGCUCCCAGUACAACGGCAACCUGCAGGAGCUCAAGAUAGGAGAUGAUGUGGAGUUUGAAGUGUCCUCAGACAGGCGCACUGGCAAGCCCAUAGCAGUGAAGCUGCUUAAGAUCAAACCAGAGGUGCUUCCAGAGGAGCGCAUCUCGGGCCAGGUGGGGCCAGACUCGCACGCCUCUCCCUUUACUGUGCUGCAUGGUUAUAUUCAUCCAGUUGUCUCAGCGAUUCCCACUCACCUGGAUGGCAAAUCUGCACCGGGGCAGGUGCCCACUGGCAGUGUGUGUUACGAGAGAAACGGGUAUGGAUUCCUUCCCACGCAGGAGGUGUUUUACCUGACCUACACCCCGGAUGACAUAGAGGGAAACAUGCACCUGGACACGGGAGACAAAGUCAGCUUCUACAUGGAAACCAACAAGCACACUGGUGCAGUCAGUGCUCACAACAUCGUCCUGGUAAAGAAGAAACAGAUGAGGUGCCAGGGGGUUGUCUGUGCCACCAAGGAGGCCUUUGGGUUCAUUGAGAGGGCUGACGUGGUGAAGGAGAUCUUCUUCCACUACAGCGAGUUCAAGGGUGACCUGGAGGCCCUACAGGCCGGAGACGACGUGGAGUUCACCAUCAAAGAGAGAAACGGGAAAGAGGUGGCCACCGACGUGAGGCUGCUCGCCCAGGGAACAGUCAUAUUUGAGGACAUCAGCAUUGAGCAGUUUGAAGGCACUGUCGUCAAAGUCAUCCCUAAAGUUCCAACCAAGAACCAGAAUGAUCCGCUCCCAGGCCGCAUCUGUGCUAGGAUCAGCUUCACGGACAAGGAGCUCCUUUUCGGCGAGAAGGAUACCAAGUCCAAGGUGACCCUGCUGGAGGGCGACCAUGUGCAGUUCAACAUCUCAACAGACCGCAGGGACAAGCUGGAGCGGGCCACCAACAUCGACAUCCUGCCUGACACCUUCCACUUCACUAAGGAGUCCCGUGAGAUGGUAAGGACCAUGAGGAGAUCUAUGGGUGUGAUCGCUGCAAUGCGCGAUGGCUUUGGCUUCAUCAAGUGUGUAGACCGGGACGCCAGGAUGUUCUUUCACUUUAGCGAGGUGCUGGAGGAGGGCCAGCUGCACAUCUCUGAUGAAGUCGAGUUCACAGUUGUGCCCGUGAGUCCAGAGAGAACGCCCAUGGACAUGCUGUCUGCCCAGAGGAACCACGCGGUGCGCAUCAAGAAGCUGCCCAAGGGCACAGUCUCCUUCCACACCCAGUCUGAGCAGCGCUUUGUGGGUGUGGUGGAGAAAGAGGCCACAGCAGCUAUCACCAACAACAAGAGUGCCAGCCCCAGCAAGGCCAAAGAGAAGAAAAAAGACAAGGAAGCAGAAGAGGGAGUGAUUUCUUAUGAGGACUGUGGAGUGAAACUGACUGUGUCGUACCACGUCAAAGAUCUGGAGGGAGCUACCCAGCCACAGGCAGGAGACAAGGUGGAGUUCUCCAUCAAUGAGGUAAAGAGAACGGGCCAACAGAGCGCUGUCACCAUCAAGAUCCUCAACCGCACCGUCAACACCAAGAGGCUGCUGGGAUACAUUGCCACCCUGAAAGACAACUUUGGCUUCAUAGAGACAGCCAAUCACGAUCAAGAGAUUUUCUUUCAUUACAGUGAGCUGUGUGGAGACUUGGAGAACCUGGAGCUGGGUGACACUGUGGAAUAUACCCUGUCCAAGGGCAAAGGAAACAAAGUCAGCGCUGAGAAGGUUACUAAGGUGGUAGCAGUGAAUAGUGUGGGGCAGGAUGUUGGUGAGACAGUGAUGUUGGGGAAGGUGGUGCGCCCUCUGCGCAGUGUGGACCCGUCCCAGACAGAGUACCAGGGGCUCAUUGAGCUCUUGGAGGAAGAUGGCACUAAGUGCCAGAAUUACUCCUUUGGCAUUGUGGGCAUGGCGAACAAGGCAGACUGUCUGCAGAAAGGCGAGAUGGUGAAGUUCCAACUGUGCACAGUGGCUCAGACAGGACAGAAGAUGGCCUGCAAUGUUGUCCCCCAACGUAAAGCCCUGGUGGAGUGCGUCAAGGACCAGUUUGGUUUUAUCACGUAUGAAGUUGGCGAGAGUAAGAAGCUGUUUUUCCAUGUCAAAGAGGUGCAUGAUGGCUUGGAGCUCCAGACCGGGGAUGAGGUGGAGUUCUCGGUCAUCCUCAACCAACGCACAGGGAAAUGUAGUGCCUGCAACGUGCGCAGAGUUAGUGAAGGGCCUAAACCGGUGGCAACCCCCCGUCCUGAUCGCUUGGUCAACCGGCUCAAGAGCAUCACCCUGGAUGACGCUAGUGCCCCCCGCCUAGUUAUUGUGAGACAGCCCCGCGGCCCUGACAAUUCAAAGGGCUUCAAUAUGGAGAGGAAGACCCGUCAACCGGGUGUCAUAGACUGAGCAGUAUAUAACCCUUCCCAUCUGACUAGGUGGGCCCUGAUUUAGAAAUGCAACUUGAGAAUGGAUGACAACAAUGGAAAGGGAUUUUUGCUGUCUUGUGGACACAUGCUCCUACACACACUCUUGAUACACACAGAGAAAUAAGCAUGUGUAACCCCUCCAUGUUCCAUCACCUGCAAGGGAACCCUCAUUCCAUUUGUUCUCUGCUGCCCAUGUAUGAUGUACUUGAUACAGUUUCGUACUGCAGUAUACAAGGCGGGAUCUCUCUUCCGAGUGUGUGCGCGUGACCGUUGUGCAUAAGGUGUUUUUAGAAAUGAUAGAAGUUACAGAGGAAUUUGUUUUGGGGGUUUCUGUGCGUUUAGAAUCAGUGACGGUUGCGUGGCAGUGUCUUGUCCCAUCUGCCUAAUUGUCUGGAAUUCUGCACCUGCAACCAGUGUGUGUGUGCGUGUGUGUGUGUGGGCAUGUAUUAGAGCUCAUCUGCUUCUUUUCCUCCAUUGUUCUCCCUCAUUUAAGGCAACUAAAUGAUUAUCAUUUGCCAGUGGUUUUCACUAUGCUUUCCUACAAAAUGCAUAAAGCAAAGUUCCCUCCAUAAGGAGGGUGAUGUUUCUCAUGUGUGGACUAAAACAGAGGCUACUUCUCUGCUCGGUUUUUUUGAGCAGUUUUUUAAACUCUUUAUCCAAGAGCUGGAGUGAAAGCAUGGUGUUGUGUUGUCUGUGAAUGUUUAAGUGGCUAUGAUUUGGAUUUACUUUCACAAAUCUGGAGCCUUUAAAUACCUUUUCGCUAUUAACACGCUUUGUAAGCAAUUUCCCCAGGUGCAGAAUUCCUAAUGGCAUCUUAUAUCGAGCAGUUUUAUACUAUGUACUUCAUUGUUUUGCACCUCCUUUGCUUUUUUGUUUCAUUGAUGUAAGAAUACGGUGCCUAAACUACAAAAACAAAAAAAAAAGACAUAUCCUCUGUCCCCAGCCCAACUGCCAAAAUAUGAAGAAAGGAUGGCUUUUUAUUCCCAGUAGAAAUAAUACUGAUCUGCAUCCCAAAUACCUGUUGGUUGAAAUAUACUGUAUGUAAUGUGUGCAUUUUUUUUCUUAGUGAAAGAUUAAACAUCACAAUAUAACAAAAAUACAUUUUAAAUUCAGUAAAAAAAGAGCGGGGUAACAAAGCAUUAAAAUUAAGUUGUGUCUUAAGGAUCAGGAUAUCUAUUGUGCUCUGGCGGUGUUGGAGGGUGAUCUGUUGUGCCUGUACGCACUUACGGCAGUUAGAGACUAUUUAAACUCUGGAGAUCACUGGGUUGAUCCUGAACUGCACAGGCGCUCCUAUGUACUUUUGUUAAUGGUCUUGAAUGAAGCAAUUGAAUUAAAGUUUUAUGAAAAUCA
This is a messenger RNA of Oncorhynchus tshawytscha (Chinook salmon), 4869 nucleotides long. Its product is annotated as cold shock domain-containing protein E1. The record is from RefSeq and is a predicted model, not a curated record. Lineage: Eukaryota; Metazoa; Chordata; Actinopteri; Salmoniformes; Salmonidae. The transcript is spliced from 24 exons. Bases 677 to 3499 code for a protein of 940 amino acids. Gene Ontology annotation, molecular function: nucleic acid binding.